Sugiyamaella lignohabitans is the source of this 1215-nucleotide messenger RNA. It is a transcript of the gene KTR1, whose product is annotated as alpha-1,2-mannosyltransferase KTR1. Gene Ontology annotation, cellular component: Golgi apparatus; membrane. The coding region runs from base 1 to 1215 and encodes 404 amino acids. Gene Ontology annotation, biological process: protein N-linked glycosylation; protein O-linked glycosylation; cell wall mannoprotein biosynthetic process. The record is from RefSeq and is a predicted model, not a curated record. The transcript has a single exon. Lineage: Eukaryota; Fungi; Ascomycota; Dipodascomycetes; Dipodascales; Trichomonascaceae. Gene Ontology annotation, molecular function: alpha-1,2-mannosyltransferase activity.
AUGCGCAUUAUGCGCUUUUUAGUGGUGGCCACUCUGCUUAUUGUCGUCGUGUACAGGCUAUCCACUGAAAGGGUAAAUAUCACUGAUUAUGUGACAAAAUCGACUUCCUCUACCCAAGUAAAGGGGACUUCAGGCGCUUUGGCUUCUGCCGCUGCCAAAAAACUGGAUGCUAAUAAAGACCAGGUCGUCAUGAAGUCUGAAAAUGACAAAGCCCUUUCUGCGCCCUAUGAGAAGGCAUCGGCCACUUUUGUGUCAUUAGCUCGUAAUUCUGAUCUCUGGGACCUUAUCGAUUCGAUCCGCAUGGUUGAAGACAGAUUCAAUCACCGAUACCAUUACGACUGGGUCUUCUUGAACGAUGAUGAAUUCACCGAGGAGUUUAAGGACACUAUCUCGAGAUAUGUUUCUGGAAAGGCCACGUUUGGUCUAAUUCCCAAGGAACACUGGGGCUUUCCUGAGUGGAUUGAUAAGGAGAAAGCUGCUCUUGUUCGUGAACAGAUGCGUAACGACAAGGUUAUUUAUGGUGACUCUAUUCCAUACAGACACAUGUGCAGAUAUGAAUCAGGAUUUUUCUGGAGACACCCUGCUCUUGAUCCUUACAAGUUCUACUGGAGAGUUGAACCCCAUAUCAAAUUGUUCUGUGACAUUGAUUAUGACGUUUUUAAGUUCAUGGAGGAGAAGAAGCUCAAGUACGGCUUCACUAUCUCUCUAUAUGAAUAUGAGACCACCAUUAAGACUCUGUGGAAAACUACAAAGGAGUUUAUUGAUGCUAAUCCUCAAUAUGUUUCGCCUAACUCGCUCAUGGACUUCAUUUCUGAUGACAAGGGUGAGACUUAUAACAGAUGUCAUUUCUGGUCCAAUUUUGAAGUAGCUAGUCUUGACUUCUGGCGUGGUGAAGCAUACCAGAAGUACUUUGAGCACCUUGACAAGGCUGGUGGUUUCUUUUAUGAACGAUGGGGUGAUGCUCCUGUCCACUCCCUCGCUGCCUCACUCUUCCUUGACAAAGAUGAGGUUCAUUACUUCCAAGACAUUGGCUAUUGGCACAAUCCUUUCAGCAAUUGUCCUACUGAAAAGGAAGAACGUCUUAGACUAAAAUGUACUUGUAAUCCUGCGCGGGACCAUGAUAACAACUUUACCUGGAAGGAUUAUAGUUGCACGCCUAAGUUUUUCAACGCCAAGGGUCUCCAGCGUCCUAAGGGCUGGGAAGAUCAAACUUAG